Molecule: messenger RNA, 1657 nt
Organism: Rattus rattus (black rat)
Lineage: Eukaryota; Metazoa; Chordata; Mammalia; Rodentia; Muridae
Gene: Avpr2
Product: arginine vasopressin receptor 2
Exons: 1
Coding region: 195-905 (236 amino acids)
Biological process (GO): G protein-coupled receptor signaling pathway; regulation of systemic arterial blood pressure by vasopressin; positive regulation of vasoconstriction
Cellular component (GO): membrane
Molecular function (GO): peptide binding; vasopressin receptor activity
Source: RefSeq, a predicted model, not a curated record
CUGUGCCUGGGCUCUUUUCACCCCCUAGCUCUCCCAGCAACAGCAGCCAGGAGGAACUACUGGAUGACCGAGACCCACUGCUAGUCCGGGCUGAACUGGCCCUGCUAUCUACAAUUUUUGUGGCUGUGGCCUUGAGCAAUGGCCUAGUGCUGGGGGCCCUAAUACGGCGGGGCCGGCGUGGACGCUGGGCACCCAUGCAUGUCUUCAUCAGUCAUUUGUGCCUGGCUGACUUGGCUGUGGCUCUGUUUCAAGUGCUACCCCAGCUGGCUUGGGAUGCCACUGACCGCUUCCAUGGCCCUGAUGCCCUGUGUCGGGCCGUCAAGUACCUGCAGAUGGUGGGCAUGUAUGCCUCCUCCUACAUGAUCCUGGCCAUGACACUAGACCGCCAUCGUGCCAUCUGCCGCCCUAUGCUGGCAUACCGCCAUGGAGGUGGGGCUCGCUGGAACAGGCCAGUGCUGGUGGCCUGGGCCUUCUCACUCCUUCUCAGCCUGCCUCAGCUCUUCAUCUUUGCUCAGCGUGAUGUGGGAAAUGGCAGUGGGGUGUUUGAUUGCUGGGCCCGAUUUGCAGAACCAUGGGGCCUUCGUGCCUAUGUCACCUGGAUUGCCUUGAUGGUGUUUGUGGCACCUGCCCUAGGCAUUGCUGCCUGUCAGGUUCUUAUCUUCCGGGAGAUACACGCCAGUCUGGUGCCAGGGCCAUCCGAGAGAGCAGGGAGGCGCCGCAGAGGGCGCCGGACAGGAAGCCCCAGCGAGGGAGCACAUGUAUCAGCAGCCAUGGCCAAGACCGUGAGGAUGACACUGGUGAUUGUGAUUGUCUACGUCCUAUGCUGGGCACCCUUCUUCCUCGUGCAGCUGUGGGCAGCGUGGGAUCCGGAAGCUCCUCUGGAAAGUGGGUGUGGGUGCAACUAAGGCUGGGGGUGGGGGAGGUAAGGGGCCUGCCCAACACAUCGAUGUACUCUACUUGUUACCUUUAUGCAUGUGGUGUCCCUGUGGCUUGCUAGUGUAAACAAAGGGACACCCUGGCUCCAGCCUGGACUCUCUUCCUCAUAGGACCCCCCUUUGUGUUGCUCAUGCUGCUGGCUAGCCUUAACAGCUGUACCAACCCUUGGAUCUAUGCUUCCUUCAGUAGCAGUGUCUCCUCGGAGUUGCGUAGCCUGCUUUGCUGUGCUCAGAGGCACACCACACACAGCCUGGGUCCUCAAGAUGAAUCCUGUGCCACAGCCAGCUCCUCUUUGAUGAAGGAUACACCCUCCUGAAUAGCUACUGGGCUCUUUCUACUCAAAAACCCUCUGUAGCUCAACUGACUAUCUAGGGUUGGCCCUGAGUGCACCAAGAAAGGGUACCUUGGUUAUCCUUGGUCAUCCCUAGGUGUCAUUGUCCCCAAGUAUACAAGAAGGAAUAUUCCAGGGCUGUAAAGGAACCCUAAAGUUGGCUCCUUUGUUGCUAGACAUGGGAAGCAACUGGGACAGAUGCCUCAAGGUCUGGGAGGAAAAUAGGCAACAAAGGUGCUUGUGCUUCUUACUCUGGCAAGUACCCCAGGUGAGGAAGACUCCCAGGAAGCUGGAAGCAGGACAAGGAUAGGACUAGUAGACCUUCCUGUUAGUCUUCCCUUCUGUCUGUUUCCCUAAUAAAAGUUGCAGUUCAUUUUCCCCAUGGAAAAA